Penaeus monodon (black tiger shrimp) is the source of this 4789-nucleotide messenger RNA. RefSeq names its product pyruvate dehydrogenase (acetyl-transferring) kinase, mitochondrial-like (gene Pdk). Gene Ontology annotation, molecular function: pyruvate dehydrogenase (acetyl-transferring) kinase activity. Gene Ontology annotation, biological process: protein phosphorylation; regulation of glucose metabolic process. NCBI's taxonomy places the organism in Eukaryota, Metazoa, Arthropoda, Malacostraca, Decapoda, Penaeidae. The record is from RefSeq and is a predicted model, not a curated record. Gene Ontology annotation, cellular component: mitochondrion.
UUGCCACCCUCACUCUUCAGACGUUCGUUGACACAGCAAGAGGCUGGAUGUGCAGCUGGUGGUGUUCAUUGGUCCCUCAGUCGUGUGAAGAGCGAAAGCAUUUGAUAGCAUCUUCUUCAACAUGAGAAUCUACAGAAUAUUAUUUCGGCAGGCGAGAGCCUUGAUAGAAGAGAGGCUCGACCACUAUUCGCAAUUCAAUCCGUCGCCACUUUCAAUGCAACAGUUUACAGACUUUGGUCAGAAUGCAACAAACAGCGAGUCUUUUCUAUUUUUGCGAAAGGAGCCCCCAAAAGUUUUGGCCAAUAUCAUGAAGGAGUCAAUUUCCCUGCCAAAAAAAACCUCUGCACAUCCCCAUCUGUUUGUGCCGCCCAGCGAUCUCUAUCGAAUGGAGUUUUGUUGUUGACCUUUUUGGGAAUUUGAGAAAGGGGACUGCAAUGACUCAAAGAUCUUGGACAAGUUCACUGAUGCGUUGAUAAAGAUACGAAAUCGCCACCAGGAUGUAGUCAUGACAAUGGCUCAGGGAGUGAUGGAGCUUAAAGAGGCACAUGCUAUUAAUGCCAAUGUGGAAUCUAACAUACAGUACUUCCUUGAUAGAUUUUACAUGAAUCGCAUUUCUAUACGUAUGCUCAUCAACCAGCACAGUAAGUUUAAAAAAGACCUUUGUUUUCUACCUGUUUUUACAUUCUGUGAUAAUCAUCAGCCAGUAUGUGUUAUUGAAAUGCCUUUAGGGGCACCUCCCAAAUGGCUCCACAUAUGCGCAGCCACCAAGGAAUCAAGAUGUUUGUGUCAAAAUAUGUAUGGAAAAUCUGUUAAGGAUGAUUCACUUUUACAAAAUUUAGCAGCUGACAACAUGGAAGAACUAGUAACUUUGAAUGUAUUUUUUAUUAAGAAAGGAAGUAUGAAGACCAUUACUACAUCUGAGUACAUUAUCAUCAAAAAGAUCUCUGGAUUCAGCAUGGAUCCGUUAAUGCUUUGCCCACUUGCACCCACAGGCCAGGACAAGAAGACAGUAACCCUCAAAGAAGCUGGGGAACCAGCUGAUAAAACUCCUGCAAGAGUUGUGUACGUUCCCUCCCAUCUGUACCAUAUGUUGUUUGAGCUCUUCAAGAAUGCCAUGCGUGCAGUGAUUGAGCAUCAUGGUACUGGUGCUGAUGACUUCCCACCCUUGGAAGUGCUUUUGGUUAUGGGCACAGAAGACCUUGUCAUUAAGUUGUCAGACCAGGGUGGUGGCAUUCCUCGCAGUGUUAUGGAUCUCCUCUUCAAUUACAUGUAUUCUACGGCUCCUCAGCCAGCUGUGUCUGGGCUAGACACGCCUCCCCUUGCUGGCUAUGGCUAUGGUCUUCCUCUCUCAAGAUUAUAUGCCCGGUAUUUCCACGGGGACCUCAUGCUAACCUCUUUUGAAGGUUUUGGUACAGAUGCUGUCAUCUACCUCAAGGCCAUCUCCAGUGAAGCUAAUGAGCUUCUUCCUGUCUACAAUAAAACUUGUCAGAGGCAGUAUUCCACACCAAUUCAGACACACGACUGGUCUUCACAGGUGCAUUCAGCAAUGUUCAUAAGACCUUUCAGCACAAAUGUUCUCCAGAGACUGCAACAGGGGCAUAACUUCUCAACAAGCAGUAAAUGCACAGCGACUAAGUGAUUCUGAUGGUAUAUUGGAAAAUAGAAGUUUGACUUGCAGUGUAGUUGGUAAUAAUGUGAGCUGAGCUGUUCUGUUUAUAGUUUGUAUGUUUCCUGAGGCUCAAUACAGAUAUGUAUUUUUAUUCUGAAUUAUAUGUCUGAUAGAGUGCAAGUUAGAUUAUAAAAUUCUUAUGACAGGAGUUCUUGAAUAUCCUGUUGAUGUAGAGCUUAUAAGUUGCGGCAUAUUAGAUAUUUUUUUCAUGAUAUAGUUUUGUUUUAUCAUUGUAACUUUGGUUUCUAUAUACAGUUUGUGUAUAAAAAGGUAAUCUUUCUAACUAUCCGUUUCAACAUUUUAAGGCAUAAUGCUGGUUAGGUAUUUUAAAGAUAAUAGGUGUUUUUGACAUACCUUUUUAAAAUUAUUUGCACAAGUGGAAAUAUAUUAUGUUAGGCACUUGAUUAAUCAAGUAUCCUGUGUACAUACUGCCAUCAAGACAAAUAUCUAUUUUAUUUCUUUUUUGCAUAAUUUUAGGCGUAAUUGUAUAUCCAGAUAACAUUCAUGUUUCACAGGAAGUAGCAGUUUUGCUGGCAGUUAAUGCAUGCAUGUGAAAAGGAGGUGUGAUAAUUGCUGGUUACUCUGGAUAGUGCUUACAUCCAUAACCCGAGUGCUUCCCUUCACCUUUUCAAUCCAGUUUCUUCAUGGGUACCUGGCAACUGAACUAGGGUGUAAAUGGGGAAUUAUAAUAAUGUUGUUAACUCUCAAACAUAGUUAUCCUACUAUGCUGGAGAAUUACAUAAGAGUGGACCAUCAUACACUUCAUCAAUUUUAAGUGAUAGAACUGUGUUAUGUAAACUGCUGAAUGUAUCAGGCAUCAGUCUAUUGUUAUAGUAUGACAUUGAAAGUUUUUAAAUUGGCCUCCCUAUGAUAAUUAAGUACAAGUAUUUUUGUGUAAUAGAUCUGAAAACAUUAUUAGCAGUCAAUAUUUAUGAACCUGUUUCUUUCAUUUAUUUACUUGAGAAAAGAUUUGUUGUGAGCAUGAUUUGAUAUUUGAAUUGUGUCAUUUAAGGUUAAAGACAUAUUCAUUCACUCAUUCAUCAUUUAAUUACAUGGUUUUUACAAAGUGAAACACACAAGCAAGACAAGCUAGUUAGUUAACAUUAUAUAUAAAAAAUAUAGUACAUUCUACAUUCAUUGAACACACAUAGUUUGGAAAGAUUAUAUCAUCAGCAUUUUUUUUACGCAUUUGAUUUGUGAAAUGUUAUAAGUAAUAUGUGCUAUGGAGCUUUAUAAAGUGAUUUGUCUUGUUAUUAGGAAUACAUAAUAAUAAUUUUUUCUUAUUCAGUAUUGCCAAACCCUGAUUUUAUGAUACCUUUACUUCCAACAGAAAAUAGCCCAUAGCAUAAUCGAUUUGAUAUUGUGCAUUUACUUACAAGAGUUAAAGACAAGUGUACAGUUUAGCUAUUUUAGUUCAGCUUUUGAAGGACAAUGAAAUUAUUUGGAAUCCUUUAAUUUUUUAUUUUUUUUAUUAAUAAUAGAAUCCAGUUUAUUUAUUGUACAUAUUCUUUGCCAUGUUUGGAUUGAAGAUUUUAUUUAUUUAUUUAUUUUUUGGAGGUGGAAAUGAGUGAGGAUUUAAGUGCUGAGAGAUAUUCAGCAUUAACUGAAUGUUAAUUUCGUGUUAUACUUUUCAUGUUGCAGGAAAUGUAAAACUUUCAGUGUUCAGAGCAGGUUCCUGUGUGGACAAGUAACCAAUGCAAGUUCUAGUUACUUAUUUAUUAAAUAUUUUAUUAAUUUCUAUAAGGCACAACUUUCUAGCAGAUAACUAUUUUUGUAUUUGCUGCAUCAGAAUAAGUGAUUUACAUUUUCAUUUUUGCCUAGUCAUUUUCAGUUUUUAGGUAUAGUUAUAUUCAUUUUAGUACCUAGGUGUCUGGUACCACUAUUUUUCUAGUGUUAGAUCAUGCAACUGUGAUUUAAUUAGGAUGGAUAUAUCCUUAGAUAUUAGUUUAUUCCCAGUGUCUAUAUUUUGCAGCUCCUGUCAUAUCCUGGUAUCAAGUAGUUUAGCACCAAUUAAAACAAGACAUUGAUGCAGUGCUUGCAACUGUUUUAUGAGAGUGAUAGUCACUUCAAUAAUACUAGUAGUGGAAAUUUCUAGCUCACUGUUGUAUUAUGAAGAUUAUUAACAAUAUGCUUUGAAUGCUUCCCUCACCAGUGCUAGUAUUAUGUGGGCUUUGUCAGCAAGGUGUAUUUCAGUUUGGUCAGCAAUAUAUACACAGCUUUUAUAUUCAACACCACAUCCUAAGUAACAAUUCAGUUAGUGUUGUGAUUAAUGGUAAUUGUAUUAUUUAGCUGCUUUAUUUUUUUCGGAUUGCUGGAACUCUGAAAAUUGAUGUUUUGAAUGCGACUUGCACAUUGUGUGCUGUGGGCAUCAAACAUCCAAUCUCAUACAACAGAAUAGAAGUGGCACUUGUUACUCAAACAGUAGGACAGUGAUCUUAACCCAAAGUCUCUGGGAAAUUUUUGUGUUCACUGUAGUAUUGUUUUGUGAAAUUUCUGCACAUAGAUGGCUCUGCAAGUGCUUAGCCACAAAGGAGUCAGUUAGUAGACCUGGUGACCUCACCUGAACUCACCCUUCCUUGAGUUUGUGGGGAAACAUGCUUUUUUACUAAUGCUAUCAAUAUUGAAGCAAUUUUUUUAUUAUGGUCAUUAUAAUUAUAAUUAUUAUAGCGUUAUCAACAUUACUAACAGCGGUAUUAGAUACAAGAAAGUAUUUUCGAAAAUCAGGGAAAAGGGUAAACAGGUGAGACAGGCUGUACUCAUAAUUGGCUCAUUGGUGAUUUAGUACUUCUGGAGACCUCUUUGCAAAAAUUAAUAAAUUAAACUCGCAAUGGGCAUGGCAUGUACGUGCAUGCCAUCCCCAGCGGCUUAGGGUUAACAAGUACAUAUCAGUUUGUAAAUACUUCUGUUUGAAGGGAAAACCGAAGUGGAAAUAAGAGUAAUAUUGGUAAAUUGCAUGUUAUAUCACCUUUGAAUCCCUUUAGAAGAUGUGAAAUAUUAGUCUUUUCAGAUAUAUAACAGUCCUUGACUCUUGACUGUUUAUCCACUGAUGAUAUAAUUAACAUCAGGACAUGAUGACCUCAGUAUGACUCUCCUGAAGAUGUGAUAAACUGAUAGCAUGAA